Globicephala melas (long-finned pilot whale) is the source of this 1211-nucleotide messenger RNA. It is a transcript of the gene SUMO1, whose product is annotated as small ubiquitin like modifier 1. The record is from RefSeq and is a predicted model, not a curated record. Gene Ontology annotation, molecular function: ubiquitin-like protein ligase binding; protein tag activity. Lineage: Eukaryota; Metazoa; Chordata; Mammalia; Artiodactyla; Delphinidae. Gene Ontology annotation, cellular component: PML body; nucleus. Gene Ontology annotation, biological process: protein sumoylation.
UGACGCCAGGCGUAGCGGAAGUGCCUCCCGCCGCGGUGUUGUGCUGUGGGGAAGGGAGACGGAUUUGUAAACCCCGGAGCGAGGUUCUGCCUACCCGAGGCCGCUGCUGUGCGGAGACCCCGGGGGAAACCACCGUCACCAUGUCUGACCAGGAGGCAAAACCUUCAACUGAGGACUUGGGGGAUAAGAAGGAAGGAGAAUAUAUUAAACUCAAAGUCAUCGGACAGGAUAGCAGUGAGAUUCACUUCAAAGUGAAAAUGACAACACAUCUCAAGAAACUCAAAGAAUCAUACUGUCAAAGACAGGGAGUUCCCAUGAAUUCACUCAGGUUUCUCUUUGAAGGUCAGAGAAUUGCUGAUAAUCACACUCCAAAAGAAUUGGGAAUGGAGGAAGAAGAUGUGAUUGAAGUUUAUCAGGAACAAACAGGGGGUCGUUCAACAAUUUAGAUAUUUUUAUUUUUUCUUUUCCCUUAAUCCUUUUUUAUUUUUAAAAAUAGUUCUUUUGUAAUGUGGUGUUCAAAACAGAAUUGAAAACUGGCACCCCAUCUCUUUAGAACAUCUGGUAAUUUGAAUUCUAGUGCCCAUUAUUCAUUAUUGUUUGUUUUCAUUGUGCUGAUUUUUGGUGAUCAAACCUCAGCCCCAUUCAUAUCGCCCUCUCCUUUUUAAAAAUUAUGUGUGUGCACAGAGAGGCCGCCUUUUCCAGGACUGUGCAUUUACAGGCUUGUGACAAAUAAGAUUGACUAAUGCGAGUGUUCAUAAUGACUUUCCAAUUGGCCCUGAAGUUCUAGCAUGUGAUUGCUUCACUCCUGGACUGUGACUUUCAGUGGGAGAUGGAAGUUUUUCAGAGAACUGAACUGUGGAAAAAUGACCUUUCCUUAACUUGAAGCUACUUUUAAAAUCUGAGGGUCUGGACCAAAAGAAGAGGAAUAUCAGGUUGGAGUCAAGGUGACAGAAGUGGUGAAAAUAAUGACUAACUCCAAAGAUGGCUUCACUGAAGAGAAAGCAUUUUAAGAUGAAAGAAAAAUCUUGUCAGAAGAUCCCAGAAAAGUUCUAAUUUUCAUUAGCAGUUAAAGUUAUUCAUGCAGAAGUGUAUACAGCAGAACGCUGCUCUUUUUGACUUUAUUUGUACUUUUUGGCCUGGGAUAUGGGUUUUAAAUGGACAUUGUCUGUACCAGCUUCAUUAAAAUAAACAAAAUAUUUGUAAAAACCGUA